This is a messenger RNA of Psylliodes chrysocephalus, 4767 nucleotides long. Lineage: Eukaryota; Metazoa; Arthropoda; Insecta; Coleoptera; Chrysomelidae. The record is from the annotation of a GenBank genome assembly.
UCCAGAUAUAAUGGAUCUUAACUACGUGCUGCAAACGCUGCUGAAGAUCCUCAUUUCAACGCCCGGACUAUUAUUAAUUUGUCGGUUAUCGGGAGCCUAUGGCGCCGCUCUCUUAGGCAACGGGUCAUCCAGAAAUUUUACCGAUGUAUCAUCCCCCUACUACGAUUACGAAUUGUCCGAUAGCCAGGAAUUAGAACAAGAUUCUUCAAAAGCCGCUAGAUCAGACUCCGAGGAAAUUCCUGACCCAGAACCUUUAGUUCUACCAGGUUACAAUCUCCCAGAGAACAUUUUCAACCGAGGGAAACCUUUUUACGUAGAAAAAGAUCCGUUAACGGGAAAAAUAGAUUUUACAAAAACAGCCUCUUCUAGAAUGGACGAAGAUUUAUACGAUUACGAAGAGGAACCACCUAGCAGUAAUAUUUACGACAAAUCUAACAUAGACAGAAAAGACGGCAGUUUAAGCGGUCACAGACCCAGCGACGUGAACCAACUGAUACCGAACUUCCAUGAUUUUUUGAAUCUACCUGUAAAAUACAAUUCGGCCAAGUACGUAUACCCCUUGAUCUCCAGCUCAUACGCAAGUACCAAAUAUCAGGGUAGCGCGAACAAAUUCCACAACCACAAAGAUUACCCAUCGAAAUUAACAACUAAAAAACCUCUAGUCAGCCCGACUUACUACACCACUGAAAAGUACUUUAAAGUUACUUAUUCCACCACUACACCAAGUACUACAACGACACAAAAAACUACUACGACAACACAAAAAAGGCCAGAAACUACAAAAAUUGUAAAUUUACUCAAUACAGCAAUGGGAGUAGGAUAUUCUGAAGAUUUCGAUGACUAUUACGAUACCACUACAACUACAACUAAGAAACCUACCACUAAAUUUGUUCCUAGUACUACCGAAAGCCCCAAAAAGAUUUAUAUAACGUCAAGAGCUCCUAGUAGCACCACGAAAAAAGUUAUGAGCCUUUUCGAACAACUAUUUGGCGAUUACGAAGAUAACAUAGCGACUACUAUAACUACGAAAGUUACCAGUACUCCUAAAUACGAAAAAACUGAAAAACCAACAAGUACUACAAGUAGUACUAGCACUAGUACUAAAAACACUGUACAUAAUUCACAUGCGGGACCUUUUUUGACACCUUCACCAGAUUUUAAUUACGAAUACGAAGAUAUUGGCGAUAAUAUAGCCGUAGAAAAUAAACCGGUGGCUAGUACUACUAACAAUGAUUCAAAAAUAGUACCGUUACAUGUUAAUGCAACCACUCAAAGAAUACAGCCAACAAAGAAUGUCGAAAAUAUGCAUAUCAACAAUAACACAGAUUACUAUGAUUAUAUUGACGAUUUAACUACCACAACUACUACUACUACAACUACGACAGUCAGAACUAGUCCUACACCUGUAAUGCGAGUGACAUCUCUGCCACUAGGAGAGAACCAUUUGACCACUUCCGGUUACGAACCGUUUAAAAAUCGCGAACCGAUCAUAGUUGCCACUCAAAAUCUACGCGAAAAAUUGAACAGCGAAAAAGUACCACCCAGGCCGUUCGAAAAACCCGCUAGUUCCAAUAACAUCCACAUAGCGCACGAUCAGAACACCGUUUCGUUCGUGCUAGGCAACCAGCAAAACGUGCUGGGAACCAACGGCGACAACAACAAUCAGUACUACGGUACCGCGAUAAAAGAGAUUCCGUACGAUAGCAAUCCGUUUAGACCGUACUACGGUCACGGUACAGCUACCGAUGAUAACGAAAAGGAAAUCACGCUACAAGGAACUUUAUCGUUUCCGGAAGUCGGUAGUGCCGUUACGAUACAGCCGCAAAAGAACUCUGAAGCUUCGUUAGCCAUCGGGGUGCCGAUUAACGAUGUAAAUAAACAGAUACCCGGACAAGUGAUGGACGAGAAGCUCGAAAUCGAUGAUCCUCAAGCGACUCUUGUCAAAGUGACGGGCGGUAAGGUCGUUUUUCCCGACGACAAGCAGCCCGAGUAUCCGGAUUUGAUGCCUCCGCCGAUGCCGGCUUCGCAGCCUAGCAGGGAAGUGUUGCAGUUGAAUUCCAAGCCCGUCUAUCAUCAAUUGCCUAGUGACUUAACGCCGCCUAGGGAACAGGAGGUUGUUCAUAAAAGGCCUAUUAGACCGCCAUGGGAUCCCAGACCUGGACAUUUUUAUAGCGGUAAUCCCGAGUACAAUCGUCCACCGCGACCGCAUACAGAUGUCGCUUACAAACGUAUCGAUAACCUACCGAACAUUCUGCCGCAAUUCCGGCCGAACAAUAUGCAUAAACAUCCACCCGUGUAUUACGACAAGAGAUUGAACAGACAACCCUUAUUAGACAGGCCGUCGAAUAGACCGAUGAAUUUUUACGAAAAAUUACAUCCUCCCCCGCCACCCCCACCACCGUACGUCGUUCAUAAGAACCUUCAGGCACUGAGGAAGAAUAUUUUACCGCCGAGACAGAGUCUAGAUGAUGGUCCAGGUAAAGGUGCUGAAGACCGAAUUCUAAACGAAGAUCAAACAGGCUUGUAUCAAACGCCACCCCAAGUAAAAAUUGCCAACAGACGAAGCGACGCCGACGUCAUGGAAGUGGAGACGUUACAAAUGAUCCAAGCGAAAAGUUCGGAGAAGAAAAAUACGCCUACCAAAGAUGGCGGCAGUGCCAUGGUAACGCAAGUGAUGAAUGUACAGGCCAACGAAGAUGAUAGCCAUAAGGAUAUUAAUAUUGGUGAUAAAACGAUUUAUAAGGUGUAUCCGGUGAAUUCGGCACCGAUCAAACUCGAUGUUAUCGAUGACAGUAAUAAAAAGGAAACUGUUGUUAUAGGUACGAGAUCAGAACGGCCCCUUCCUCCAUCGAAAAUCAACCAGAAUUUCGAUCUUUUGUUCGACACGAAAGACAGAAACGACGAUCCCAUAUUAAAACCCCACAAACCUCCCACCUUCCCUAUCAAAUCGGAUUUUCCGUACCCCCUGGAACGACCAGGGGCGGAUCCGAGCAUCAACCUUCCCUCAGUACCCGACACCCCAUCCAAAACUGGAAACGACUUGGAUGAGCCCGAUUAUUUUUUGAGCAAUCAGUGGAACACCAUCGGAGAUAAUUACGAAUCUAGGAUAGUCAAUGGAAACGGAAAUAAAAUAGCGGGUCUGAAUAACCAAAUCUCAGUAACCCUUCGAACUAACUCGGACAAACCGAUAGCAGUGGCGUACACUCCGACGGAACCGAACCUCAACGCCGAUAAAUAUUCGAUGCCCAAUUACGGCAGUCCCGUCAUCCCGGAAAUCCGGCCCAGCGAUGGGAAUAAGGUGUUCACCGUCAGCGCCGUCAUGCACACUCAUCAGCAGAACCAGAACGCGAUGGUGGGCAGCGUGGAGAACGUGCACCGACUGGAUCUGGGCUCGAAUCAUCGAAAUGAUGUAGACGUCGUGCCGGAUUAUCCCAAAUUGGAUUUUGAAGCGCCGUUUCAGGCUAGCCUCAACAUCGAAAACACCAGGAGCCAGGGAUGGUCCGUGGUUAAAACCACCAAGAACAGCACAACGACGGAAUCACCGGACGUGACGACGAUGCCGUAUGCCACUACCAGCGAAUUCGACAUAGAAAAUUUCAAACCGCAGCUCGAGGGCGGUUUCAAACCGAUUUUCAACUUUCCCGAUGACGACAAGAAAUUCAUCGAAACGAAGAUCAACGACAGAGAAGAAUAACUGACUGAUUUAUAAUGUUCUGUGUUCUGUCGUGUUUAGUGAAAUGACUGAUAAUAAUUGUUUACGGAAAAUAAUUCGUGGAGAAUUAGAUAUUCCAAACAAAAUGGCUGUCCGUGGAUAAUAACAGCUUAUGACAUGGCAACACUGUGGGCCUGGUGAUUUGACAGGGUCAAUGUAGUUAGUUAUGUAGAUUGAUCAUCCAUGUUUUCUCAAAAUAAACAUAAGUUUAUAACUUAAAGUAAAAAUACAGAUAAUUCUUUUUUACUAUAUUCAAAGCUGAAAAUUAAUUUUUGUUAAAUCGAUUCUGAUUCAUGAGCACUUGUAAAAAAUACGAUCCGCUUUGAGCAGUCUAUAUAAGUAUCAUUGAUCCUGUCAAAGACAACAGGCCCACAGGGUUGCCAUAUCGUAACCUGUCAUUAUUCACGGGCAGCAUUUUGACAGGUCGUUGAAAUGCCUAUUGAUAGAUAGUGUAUGACGUAAUCUGUCAUGUAUAUAUUUUUAUAGUAGCGAUAUUUAUUAACGAUAUUUCUAUUUUGAAUUGAUUUAAUUUGAUACCGUUACUGUCAAAAUUUUCAUUAUAUAUUGACUCUAAUGCAUGGCGAUACUACAAAAUCGGUACUUACUAGCGAUUUAUGAUCCAAAAAACAUGAAAAUCCACAUUUCUGUCACAACACUGUUUUUUGACAACUUCAAAUCGAAUGGAGGUUGUUAGGAACUUUGACAAUCGUGUAAAAAUUGAUCAGAGCCACAAAACAUAUAUAUUUUUUUAUUUUUCUGACUUAGAACUCGGAAAAAACGAUUUUUCAUACUUAGAGCUCGGAAAAAUCGAUUACUUAGGUUUAGAUCUGGGAUAAAUCGAUUUUUCUGACUUACAACUCGGCAAAAUAGAUUCUACGCCGUAAUAAUCUAUUUUUCCGAGUUCUAAAGUCGGAAUAAUCUAUUUUCGGAGUUCUCAGUCGGAGUAAUCUAUUCUUCCGAGUUCUUAGUCAAAAAAAUCUAUUUUUCUCAGUUCUAAAUCGGAAUAAUCAAUUUUUUGAGUUCUAAUUCGGAAUAAUCUAUCUUUCUGAGAUAUA